Molecule: messenger RNA, 1161 nt
Organism: Phialemonium atrogriseum
Lineage: Eukaryota; Fungi; Ascomycota; Sordariomycetes; Cephalothecales; Cephalothecaceae
Product: Alpha/Beta hydrolase protein
Exons: 1
Coding region: 1-1077 (358 amino acids)
Molecular function (GO): hydrolase activity
Source: RefSeq, a predicted model, not a curated record
AUGGACCCCCUCUACCUCAAGACCGCACCCCCCCUUGACCCAGAAUGGCUCAAAUACGAACAAGAGGCGGGCCUCAACAAGCCCCGCCCGGCGUACGCCUCGCCGCUAGACCGCCAGCCCGCCUACGCGGCCGAGUGCCGCGCCCUAUCCGCCAACGCCAUGGCCCCCGGCUCGCGCGACCACCACCUGUCCGCGGCCGUCAAAACGACCGCCCUGACCGUCCCUUCCUCGGCCGACGGCUUCCCCAUCCCCGUGCUGAGGUACGAAGGCGCUGACUCCCCAGCCCCGGCAGAGGGGCUGGGCGCGUCAGUCGCCGUCGUCGUCGUCUACAUCCACGGCGGCGGCCUCGUCGUCGGCGAGGCCGACAGCGAGGACCUGACCUGCCGGCGCAUCGUCGCCGAGUUGUCCUCGUCAUCCCCAGAGCUGGGUUCCGUCGUCGUCUUCUCGGUGGGCUACCGCCUCAUGCCGGCGCACCCGGCCGCCACGUGCGUGUCCGACUGCGCCGACGCGCUCGCCCACGUCGUAGCCGUCGCCCGCCACUCCGACUGCGGCGGUGGCGAUGAUGGCGCCAGACCAUCCGCCAAGGUGAUCCUGGUGGGCAGCUCGAGCGGCGGCCAGCUCGCGGCGCUGGUGUCGCAGCAGCAGGCGGCCGGGACGGUGAACGGCGUGGUGCUGCGGUGCCCCGUGACGAGCGACGCAUUCCGCGGGGUGGACGGCUACGUGCCGCGGGGCUUGCGGGCGCUGCACACGAGCGCCUCGGAGCCGUCGUUCCGGAACUCGCUGCUGGGGCGCAUGGAUAGGGCGGUUGCGCGCGACGGGCUGGAGCGCAUGCCGCUGGAGGCGCCGGCGGGGUUGCUCGCGGGGCUGCCGCGGACGUGGGUGCAGGUCUGCACCAACGACGUGCUGUACUCGGACGGGGUGUGCUAUGCCAGGGCGCUGAGGGAUGCUGGCGUGGAGGUCAGGGUCGACGUGGUGCGCGGGUGGCCUCAUACCUUUUGGCUGAAGGCGCCGCACCUCCCGAGGGCACUCGAGGCGGAGAGGGCUAUGCUGGAGGGCCUUGCUUGGGUUGCCGGGUGAACGUACCCCCGGCAGCAACUGGAAGAACUCGAGCGUAAUAAAUUCAAGAAUGGGAACAAUAUGCAUAGCACUGAACUGGUCUGA